Penicillium mononematosum is the source of this 327-nucleotide messenger RNA. RefSeq lists its product as uncharacterized. The record is from RefSeq and is a predicted model, not a curated record. Bases 1 to 327 code for a protein of 108 amino acids. Lineage: Eukaryota; Fungi; Ascomycota; Eurotiomycetes; Eurotiales; Aspergillaceae. The transcript is spliced from 3 exons.
AUGUCGGGGGUCCUGCUGUAUGCAACCCCACCAGUGGAGUUUGAGUCCGAGACACCCUCCACGGGCACUGUGUUCUCCAUUUGGGUCUGCACUGAUGUCCAGACCGGACAGAAUUGGUGCUGCCAUGAGGCUAUCGCGGGUGACAUGGAAAGGCCCACGAAGACCAGCGAGCUCUGGCAGCCAGAUCUCGCUAUACACAUCCUGGAGAAGUUAUGCACCUUGGAAAGAGUGCCUUAUCACCAGCAGCCUCUCGACUCAAUUCUCGAAGGCUAUCGGGUCGGCUGGUCUCAGAAGUUGUCUUGGGUUGAUGUAUUUAUCAAAGUGUGA